Molecule: messenger RNA, 606 nt
Organism: Rotaria sp. Silwood1
Lineage: Eukaryota; Metazoa; Rotifera; Eurotatoria; Philodinida; Philodinidae
Source: the annotation of a GenBank genome assembly
AUGGGUCUCUUUGGAAACAAACGUGAAAAAAGUGAAAAGGUAGAUAAAUAUGAAUAUCAUGCAUCAUCAAAAGGUGGUCGACCAGGAUAUGGUCCACCAGCCUUAAUAGGUGCUCCACCAUCUUCAUAUUUUCCAGGUGUUGCACCUUAUUUUGAUGGUUAUGGACCAAUAUCAGGACAAGGUAAAAUGAGUAAAUAUGGUAAAUAUGGUGGUCCAAGUAAAAGUCUUUAUGGUAGUGAUCCAAUGGCCCAAGCAAUGUUAUUACCACCUCAAUCACCUGCUGCAUUACAAGCUCAAGCAGCAGCUAUGUUACAAAUGCAACAAUAUAUGCAAGGACAAGGUGGUGCUGGUGUACAAUUUGGUGGUAUACUUCCACCAAUACAAAUGCCAUUAAAUGCUGCUCAACAAAUCGGAUUAUUGCCAGGUCAAGGUCAAUCAUAUUAUGGUUUAGGUGGACAACAAAUGGGAACACCAUUUUUUGAUCCAACAAAUCUAGCUUUUCAACAACAAGGUGCUUUUGCUCCUUAUCAACAGCCGAAUUUUUAUGAUCCAUCAGCUGCUGCUGCAUUUGCUGGUCCAUAUGGUUAUAUGCCAGCUGCUUUUUAG